UUGAUGCAAGUCACAUCCAUCACAGCAGCGUGACACCGGAAGGAUGGCACGUGACAUCAGAAUUCUAUCUUUGAUUUCCAAGUACCCCGAGCUCAUCGUACCUCAUCUACACUUCGAUGCUCCCGGAUUUCCUCCGUCCUCUCAUUCUCUCUGGCCCUUCUGGCGUAGGCAAAAGCACUCUUUUACAACGGCUCUUUGCAGAGUAUCCCGAUAAAUUUGGCUUCAGCGUUUCCCACACGACUCGUGAUCCUCGACCAGGCGAGGUUGACGGAAAGCAGUACCACUUUGUGACAGUGGACAAGUUCCAGGAGCUUCUUGGCCAAGGCGCCUUUAUUGAACACGCGCAGUUCUCUGGGAAUUUUUACGGGACAAGCUUUCAGACCGUCAGGGAGGUAGAAAAGGAAGGGCGGCGGUGCAUUCUCGACAUCGAGGCGCAGGGUGUCCGACAAAUCAAAGCGACAUCGCUGAAUCCGGUGUACUGCUUUAUUUCUCCACCUACGAUGGCAUCGCUGCGUGAGCGGUUGAAAGGACGAGGCACAGAAACGGAGGCGUCUGUCGCGAAGCGGCUGGCGAUGGCGCUGAGGGAGAUUGAGUACGCCAAGGAGCCGAAUGUUCACGACUAUGUUAUCGUGAACGAUGACCUUGAGAGAGCAUAUAUGCUGUUCAAGCAGCUGGCAUUGGGAGAAAAGAUUGCAUCGGACGCUCUGCCAAUAUUAGAUGACUAGAGUAGUGGCUGUGCUAAUCAAUGACUCCAUCGAUAUCAUUCAUUUUUUCUUGAAUAAAUACCAGUUG
This is a messenger RNA of Desarmillaria tabescens, 792 nucleotides long. RefSeq names its product guanylate kinase. Gene Ontology annotation, cellular component: cytosol. The transcript is spliced from 3 exons. Bases 117 to 725 code for a protein of 202 amino acids. Gene Ontology annotation, biological process: purine nucleotide metabolic process. NCBI's taxonomy places the organism in Eukaryota, Fungi, Basidiomycota, Agaricomycetes, Agaricales, Physalacriaceae. The record is from RefSeq and is a predicted model, not a curated record. Gene Ontology annotation, molecular function: GMP kinase activity.